AUGCUUGUUCUUUACGAGACUGCUGCUGGUUAUGCUUUAUUCAAGCUUGUUGAUGAUGGCAAGAUGGAAAAGCCUGAAGAGAUCUACAAGGAUUUCGAGUCUGUUGAAAAGGCCAACCAAGCUGUCAAGUUGAAGGCUUUCAAGAAGUUUGAAAACACUACUGAUGCCUUGUCUGCCGUCACUGGUAUUGUUGAAGGCAAGAUGCCCAAGAACUUGAAAAAAUUUUUGGAAACCGAGAUUUCCGAAAAGGAGAUGAAGAAGGAAAAGUUGGUCAUUAGUGAUCCCAAGCUUGGUUCUUCCAUCAACAAGAAGUUGGGCAUCAACGUCUUGUCCGAUUCCACCGUUCAAGAUCUUUACAGAGGCAUUCGUCAACAAUUUGAAUCUCUUGUUUCCGGUCUCUCUCAAUCCGAUCUCUCUGCCAUGUCCCUUGGUCUUUCUCACUCUCUCUCUCGUUAUAAGCUCAAGUUCUCUCCUGAUAAGGUCGAUACCAUGAUUGUUCAAGCUAUUGCUCUUUUGGAUGAUCUCGAUAAGGAACUCAACACUUACGCUAUGCGUGUCAAGGAAUGGUAUGGCUGGCAUUUCCCUGAAAUGACCAAGAUCAUUGUCGAUAACCUCGCCUAUGCCAAGGUUGUCAAGGCUAUGGGUUUCCGUACCAAUGCUCAUGCCAUUGAUAUGGCUGAUAUCCUCCCCGAAGAACUCGAAACUGAAGUCAAGGAAGCUGCUGAGAUCUCCAUGGGUACUGAAAUCUCUGAUGAAGAUAUCGACAACAUUUUCGCUCUCUGUGAUCAAGUUAUCAACAUCACUGAAUACAGAACUCAAUUGUACGAAUACUUGAAGAACCGUAUGAACGCCAUUGCUCCCAACUUGACUUCUCUUGUCGGUGAACUCGUCGGUGCUCGUUUGAUUUCUCAUGCCGGUUCUCUCAUGAACCUCUCCAAGCAACCUGCUUCCACUAUCCAAAUUCUUGGUGCUGAAAAGGCCCUUUUCCGUGCCUUGAAGACCAAGCACAACACACCCAAGUAUGGUUUGAUCUACCACGCUUCUUUGGUUGGUCAAGCUGGCCCCAAGAACAAGGCCAAGGUUGCCCGUAUGGUCGCUGCCAAGGCUGCUCUCUCCCUUAGAAUGGAUGCUCUUGGUGAUUCCGAAUCAAAUGAAGUUGGUGUUGAUGGCCGCUUGAAGGUUGAGGCACGUAUCCACAUGCUGGAAGGACGUGUUGUUGCAAAGGCUAACAAGGACGCCACCAUUCAAAACCAAUCCAAGUUCAAAUUGAACAAGACCCAACAAUACAGUGAAGCUGCCGAUUUUGUAAUGACUGAAUCCGCACCUGCCAAGAGAAAGAUCGAAGAGGUUGAAACUGAACAACCAUCUGAGGAGGAGGAAACAAAGGCUGCCAAGAAGGCAAAGAAAGAAAGUAAAAAGGACGGAAAGAAGAAGGAAAAGAAGGAAAAGAAAAAGUCAAAGAAGGAGAAGAAAGACACCGAGUAA
Mucor velutinosus is the source of this 1485-nucleotide messenger RNA. Its product is annotated as Oxysterol-binding protein 3. Gene Ontology annotation, cellular component: small-subunit processome; box C/D methylation guide snoRNP complex. NCBI's taxonomy places the organism in Eukaryota, Fungi, Mucoromycota, Mucoromycetes, Mucorales, Mucoraceae. Gene Ontology annotation, molecular function: snoRNA binding. Bases 1 to 1485 code for a protein of 494 amino acids. The transcript is spliced from 3 exons. The record is from RefSeq and is a predicted model, not a curated record.